AAAGUGGGUGUUCAUGGUGUACUUUUAUACAAAUAAACAUUUGAUGAAGAAAUUCAUAUUUAUUCGUGGUAAUGACGUUCUAAAAAGAUAACAAAAUGGAAGGGCUACCUUCCGGCGAUAUUCAAGCCAAGUACCAGAAGCUAGCAGCGGAAUAUUCCAAGUUGAAAGUUCAUGUGAAGGUGCUCAAGAAAGGGGUCUUAGACGAGCAGGCAAAAUCCAAUGAAUUGCGGGAAUUGCUUAAAGAUAAGGAAAAAACAUUGCGUAAAGGUGAACUUGAAAUAGAUUCUUUAACAUUUAGAAAUCAACAAUUGACGCGCCGUGUAUCCGUACUACAAGAAGAGCUGGAAAACAUUCAAGCCAAACUUACAAAAAAAUUAAAAGGCAAGGCUGAGGAAAAACAACUUCCAACAAACAGCUCUUCAACAUUUGAUUCUGGGUUACUUCAAGAAGAAUUACAGAAGAAAAUUAUUGAAAAUGCCCAAUUUGCUUCACAGCUUUCAGACAAAACCUUUGAAAUAUCCCAACUCCAAGCUACUAUUGAUGAUUACCAUAGACAAAUAUGUGAAAGUGAUAACAAAUAUAAAUGUGAAAUCGCCAAGUUAAAAAAUAAAAAUCAAGAGUUGCAGUUUGCAUUAGAAGAAGCACAAAAGGAUAGAACGGGAAACAUAUCUAGAACACACUUAUGUAGUCAGGCUGCCAGUUGUAAUGGAGAUUUCCUGUCAGAAGUUGGAAGCUUGAUGGGCAGUGAGGAUGCCUUAAGUUCUGUAGAUGAUUUACAUGUUAAUGAUCAACUCAUCAAUAAAGUACAUACAUUAGAACAGGAAAAUCAAAAACUUCGGAUGGAGUAUGAAAUGUUACAAUUGGAAAACGAAAGUUUGAAAUUAGAAAUAGCCAAACAUGUGUCCGCAUCACAAAAACGUAGAGGAGAGAUGCACGACUCUGGGGAUUUCAAUAGUUUUAAUGAAACAUCAGCAGAUGGAGAUAAUAGAGUCACAGGGCUUUUAGGGAGUUUGGAAGUUCCGUUCCUGAUAAACCACGAACUUCAAGCGCGGGAAGAACGCAUGCAGACAUACUUUACAAACAAGAUCAGAGAUCUCAACCAACAAAAAGACGAAUUGAGGAGCAAGACUGAACAUUAUGUUAAAGAGUGUGAGAUGCUUCGACUCAGGUUUGAUGAAAUGGAGCUGGAGAAAGAGACUGACAACAGAACAAUACAGGAUAAACACAACACUAUCAGUAGGCUUGAGGAGGAACUGCAGUCGACGUCACGGAACUACGAGCAGCAGCUGUCGGUGCUGUCGGAGCACGUGGCCGGCCUGCACGAGCAGAUCGCCGCGCAGCACGACGCCAUGCAACAUCACGGCCACAGGAGGAAAUAGCACCACCAGGUUACGUCAUUAAACUUUUUUUCUGGAAAGCUCAAGCCAUUACGGUUGGCCGUGUCGCGUAAUAUUUUUUUUCUACAUUCGGCUCAAGCCACAAUAGCACACGCCACUGAGUAUGACACAAAUUCGGAUUUCGGAUGGGAUCAUGUUGCGAUCUGAAUGAGUUGUAAGACAUUAUAAUCAUGUUUUAAUAUUACUCCUAAUUAUUGUUGUAUGGUUUGAGCUUUAAGUUUCACGCCCAAAAUCAUUGGCGAUACAAUCAGGGAUUAUUUAAUAUUUAUUAAUUUCUUAUUUUUACGAAAUUUAAAAUUGCCUUUUUAAAUAAAAUAACAGCGUUAUGGAGAUAACCAUCAAGGUCUUUGGAGAUAAUACAUUCCGUCUCAUGUUUCGCUAUGACUCUACCCUCCAUGACGUAUUCUUUAUAAUAUAAUUAUGGCUGUAUUCAUUGCUAUGUCAACACAUAAUUAUUUACUUUGUAAAUGUGAGUGUUUUUGUCAAUAUGUACAUAGAUAAUGUAAAAUGUUCUAUAUUGUCCAGUAAUUCGUAAAUUUUAAUGGUUAAACAUUAUAAAUGGACACAUUUUUACAAAAUAGUUUUAAUGAAAAAUAUAAAGAUAAUAGAUGUAAGCCUGUUUUAUUAGAGGACAUUCGCCAGAUCUGACAAUUUCAUACAAAAUUUUGUUUCUAUUGAAUGUUUCGUCUACAUUUCAGAAAUUAAGUAAAAAAUGGCUAAGGUCUUUAAUUAAUAGGUAAAGGAUUUGAAAACUGUCUGAUUGUAUUAAAAAUCUUAGUUCAGCAAACUGUAGUAUUUUUUGUAGGUAAUUUCAAAGUAUAUAUACACUGUUAUAAAUAUUAAAUGUUUUUGCUCGAUGAAAUAUGAUUAGAACGCAUGGGUGUACCCAGGUAGGGGCAGGGGGGAGGACCGUCUUCUCGAAACAGAUAUGCUGUCCCUAGCUAAAAUCCUGGGUAGGCCCAUCUCAGAAUGUAUACUUUGCGGUGCUUUAUGUUUUAGUUUAGACAUAUUUUUAUUAAGAAGCAUUCCUCAGCACUAAGUAAGGCCUAAUUUUAUACUGAACUACCUUUGUGUAUUAUUUUAUUGGCUAGUGAUUAUCACAUAGUUCUUAAAUUUAAUCAAAUAUACGCGCUUGUACUUUUAAAUUACUUUGUUUGGCUUGUAUCAGCUAUGUACACAUCAAUAAA
Messenger RNA from Aricia agestis (brown argus), 2584 nucleotides. RefSeq names its product protein phosphatase 1 regulatory subunit 21. The coding region runs from base 96 to 1379 and encodes 427 amino acids. The transcript has 9 exons. Gene Ontology annotation, cellular component: early endosome; membrane. Lineage: Eukaryota; Metazoa; Arthropoda; Insecta; Lepidoptera; Lycaenidae. The record is from RefSeq and is a predicted model, not a curated record.